Rhipicephalus microplus (southern cattle tick) is the source of this 1343-nucleotide messenger RNA. RefSeq names its product vacuolar protein sorting 29 (gene Vps29). Gene Ontology annotation, biological process: retrograde transport, endosome to Golgi. NCBI's taxonomy places the organism in Eukaryota, Metazoa, Arthropoda, Arachnida, Ixodida, Ixodidae. The record is from RefSeq and is a predicted model, not a curated record. Gene Ontology annotation, cellular component: retromer complex.
ACGCCGAGUGCACCCGUCUCUCUCGCCGUCAUCUCAUCGUAAGCGUGUGGUAUCCGAAAGGGAGGCGGUGUUUGGUGUUCGGCCGUUCGCUGACCACCGGGUGGGGAUAAAUUAACCAGCCGCAGGGUAACGAUAAUCCAGGCGCAUUCGUCGCAACCGUUCUUCCACAGUGCCAGCAGCCGGCUUCGAAAAACGGAUCAUGCUGGUCCUCGUACUGGGCGAUUUGCACGUCCCUCAUCGCUGCCACAGCCUGCCAGCUAAGUUCAAGAAGUUGCUGGUGCCCGGCCGCAUCCAGCACAUCCUGUGCACGGGAAACCUGUGCACCAAGGAGUCGUACGACUACCUAAAGACCCUGGCGAGCGACGUUCACGUCGUGCGAGGCGACUUCGACGAGAACCUCAACUACCCCGAGCAGAAGGUGGUCACCGUGGGCCAGUUUCGCAUCGGUCUCUGCCACGGCCACCAGGUCGUGCCGUGGGGCAAUCCGGACAGCCUGGCCUUGCUUCAGAGACAACUGGACGUUGACGUGCUCAUAUCGGGCCACACGCACCGAUUCGAAGCGUACGAGCACGAGAACAAGUUCUACAUCAACCCGGGAUCGGCAACGGGUGCCUACAACGCGCUCGAGAGCAACGUCAUCCCAUCGUUCGUGCUCAUGGACAUCCAGUCGACCACUGUGGUUACCUACGUCUACCAGCUGAUAGGGGAUGAGGUCAAAGUGGAACGGAUCGAGUAUAAGAAGUCCUAAGUCUUUUCGUCACCCGAUUGAGCGUUGCGCCGUUACGUUCGACAUUCCUACGGACUUCUCUUCUGGAACCAACUCGUUCCCUGAUGACGCCACCGUACCGAAAGGCAAGAGAAAGACAAGAAAGGAAGAAAAAGGCAGUCAGUGUGUGUGUGUGUUUGGGCGCGCGUGCGGCUGCCGUCACGUUUUUCGAUAGUGCUCGAAGAGUCUUAGCUUUUUGCCGGUUUGAUUGCGCCACUGCUGCAACCAAAAUUAAAGAGCUGGCAGACCCGUAUGUGUGUCCUACUCGAAGUUUAUAGUAAGUACUGAAAAAACAAAAAUCACGUCAAAAACAGCUAUUUGCUUACGUAUGCCAGCCUUUCUUUUUAAUGUGCAGUUUUAUUGUUAUAGAAAAUGCAUGCUCAAGCAAAUAUGCCUGCAAUCAGGAUAAUUAGUGAUAACAAUAACAAUGUAUUCAGUUUUCUUUCUCAGUGCUUCUGUAUGUAUAUAUGCAAAUGUUCAUUGAUUUCCUAUACCUUUUGUUCCCUUCAGUUGCUGUCACUUUGUUAGAUGUGUACAUUGAGAUUUCCGCUUUAAUAAAGGAAAUUCCGGUUUAUUA